Euleptes europaea (tarantolino) is the source of this 1806-nucleotide messenger RNA. RefSeq names its product tumor protein p73 (gene TP73). Gene Ontology annotation, biological process: regulation of transcription by RNA polymerase II; protein tetramerization; apoptotic process. The transcript has 12 exons. Bases 16 to 1776 code for a protein of 586 amino acids. Lineage: Eukaryota; Metazoa; Chordata; Lepidosauria; Squamata; Sphaerodactylidae. Gene Ontology annotation, cellular component: nucleus. The record is from RefSeq and is a predicted model, not a curated record. Gene Ontology annotation, molecular function: protein binding; DNA-binding transcription factor activity, RNA polymerase II-specific; RNA polymerase II cis-regulatory region sequence-specific DNA binding.
CGCACAGAGGUCACCAUGGACGUCUUCCAGAUGAGAAGCAUGAAUGAUUCGGUGAUGUCCCAGUUUAAUUUGCUGAACAGCAGCAUGGAUCACAGCGCUGACAGCCGGGCCGCCUCCUCCAGCCCCUACGGCUCGGAGCACGCCUCCAACGUCCCGACGCUCUCGCCCUAUUCUCAGCCCAGCUCCACCUUUGACACCAUGUCCCCCGCGCCCGUCAUCCCGUCCAACACCGACUACCCCGGCCCGCACCACUUUGAGGUGACCUUCCAGCAGUCCAGCACAGCGAAAUCGGCCACCUGGACGUAUUCCCCGCUGCUGAAGAAGCUCUACUGUCAGAUCGCAAAGACGUGCCCCAUCCAGAUCAAAGUCUCGACACCGCCUCCUCCGGGGACCGUCAUCCGGGCCAUGCCCGUCUACAAAAAGGCGGAGCAUGUGACAGAGGUGGUGAAACGGUGCCCGAACCACGAGCUUGGGCGUGACUUCAAUGACGGUUUAUCGGCUCCGGCCAGCCACUUAAUCCGUGUGGAAGGCAACAACCUCUCCCAGUAUGUGGACGAUCCUGUCACCGGGAGGCAGAGCGUGAUGGUUCCUUAUGAACCUCCCCAGGUGGGUACCGAAUUUACAACCAUCCUCUACAACUUUAUGUGCAACAGCAGCUGCGUGGGCGGGAUGAACAGGCGGCCCAUCCUCAUUAUCAUCACUCUGGAGACCAGAGAUGGGCAGGUUCUGGGACGAAGGUCCUUCGAAGGUCGGAUUUGCGCUUGCCCCGGCAGAGACCGGAAGGCGGACGAGGACCACUACCGGGAGCAGCAAGCCCUGAACGAAAGCGCAGCGAAGAACGGCAACCCCAACAAGCGGACUUUCAAGCAGAGUCCUCAAGGGAUUCCGGCACUAGGAGCUGGUAUGAAGAAACGGAGGCACGGAGAAGAGGAAACGUAUUACGUGCCGGUUCGUGGCCGAGAGAACUUCGAGAUCCUGAUGAAGAUCAAGGAGAGCCUGGAGCUGGUCGAACUCGUCCCCCAGCAGUUGGUCGACUCGUACCGUCAGCAGCAGCAGCAGCUCCUGCAGCGCCAGACUCACCUUCAGCCCCCUUCCUCAUAUGGCCCCGUUCUGUCACCCAUAAACAAGCUCCACACGGGAGGAAUCAACAAACUGCCGUCUGUGAACCAGCUGGUGGGGCAGCCGCCUCAGCAUGGCUCCAGCGCGGGACCAAAUCUUGGACCUAUGGGGCCUGGAAUGCUCAACAGCCACGCCAUGCAGUCGAACGGAGAAAUGAACGGAGGGCACUCUUCCCAGGCAAUGGUCUCGGGGUCACACUGCUCUCCCCCUCCGCCCUACAACCCAGACCCCAGCCUUGUCAGUUUUUUAACAGGACUGGGGUGCUCAAACUGCAUUGACUAUUUCACUUCCCAAGGGUUACAGACUAUUUAUCACCUGCAGAACUUAACCAUAGAGGAUCUUGGGGCGCUGAAGAUCCCGGAACAAUACCGGAUGAUCAUCUGGAGGGGCCUCCAGGAACUGAAACAGGGUCAUGACUACGGAGCCCAGCAGCUGAUCCGCUCCAGCAGCAACGCCUCCACCAUCUCCAUUGGCACGUCCGGGGAGCUGCAACGGCAGCGUGUCAUGGAAGCCGUGCAUUUUCGCGUGCGCCAUACGAUCACCAUCCCGAACCGCAGCGGGGCUGACGAGUGGGCGGACUUUGGCUUUGACCUACCAGAUUGCAAAUCCCGCAAACAGUCCAUCAAAGAGGAGUUCACAGAGGGAGAAAUCAACUGAGAGGUCUCCCGGAGCGUUUGGGAACCGCCG